AUGAGUGCUGCUUCCGCCGCAAUGCCCAAAGCCGCGGCUAUUCCCGCUCGUUUACUGCGGACUUCGCGACAAUGCUCCAAGCAGAACCCGGCCGCCAGUGUCCGAUCAACCACCACAGUUCGGACUUAUCAUGUGUCGGCUGCUUCUCCAACAAGCCAGCGCCUGCGGGAUGGUGUUCGUAGCAAGAACAGUCCGGCAUUCCUGUCGUCAAGGGUUUUCCAUACGACCGCUCCUCUUGGAGCCAUGUCUGACCCGUAUAAAGUUUUAGGAGUCGACAAGGGUGCUUCUGCAGGCGACAUCAAGAAAGCUUACUAUGGAAUGGCCAAGAAAUACCACCCGGAUACCAACAAAGACCCUGGCGCCAAGGAAAAGUUUGCGGAAGCUCAGUCGGCCUACGAACUUCUAUCCGAUCCGAAGAAGCGCGAGAAUUUCGACCGAUUCGGCUCAGCUGCUUUUGACCAGAACGGCGGCUUCGAUCCCAGUGGCGGUAACCCAUUUGCCGGCGCCGGUGGUUUCCACGGCUUCGGUGGAGGAUUUGGUGGUGGAUUCCCUGGAGGAUUCUCGGGUGACAUCAACUUCGAAGACUUGUUCGGCGCAUUCACCGGCGGCGCUCGCCGUGCGGGUCGAGGACGCCGAAGCCCGUUCCAGGAGAUCUUGGUUGGCGAAGAUAUCGAGGUUCAGACCAACAUUUCCUUCAUGGAAGCUGCGAAGGGUACUUCCAAGGAUAUAGUCAUCACUCCCCUGAAGGAGUGUGGCACCUGUGAUGGAGAUGGACUGAAGAAGGGUGCUAAACGAACGCAAUGCCGUCAGUGCAACGGUUCUGGCACCCGGGUACACUUCAUGCAGGGAGGAUUCCAAGUUGCGGCUACCUGCGAUGCCUGUGGAGGUGCGGGAAUGACUGUUCCCCGCGGAUCCGAAUGUGGCGGGUGUAAAGGAAGUGGUGUGGUCAGAGAUCGCAAGACUGUCCAGGUCGACAUCCCCGGCGGUGUCGAGGAUGGCAUGCGUCUGAGAGUGUCCGGAGAAGGUGACGCCCCUCCUACGGGCACCGCAGCAGCCCCUGGCUCCCGUACGCAGCGUGGUGACUUGUACGUCUCCAUUCGGGUCUCCCCCGAUCACCGCUUCAGCCGCUCCGGCUCCGAUAUUCUCUACACAGCCUCUAUUCCUCUCACCACUGCUCUGCUUGGCGGUGAGGUGACGGUCCCGACUUUGGACGGCGAGGUCAAGGUCAAGGUUGGAACGGGUACCGGCACGGGUGACCGCAUUACUCUCUCGGGCAUGGGCAUGAAGAAACUCAGUGGCCGUUCUAGAGCCUUCACUCCUACCGGUGACUUGAAGGUUGAGUUCAAGGUUGCCAUGCCGAAGUAUUUGACUAGCAACCAGCGGACAAUCCUCGAGGUUCUAGCGGAUGAAAUGGGUGACAAGACGGCCAGACGCAUCAUGGACAUCCCCAAGGAUGGCAGAUCAACUCCUGACUCCGGCGCCACCUCCGAUUCUUCCAAGAACGAGGGAUUCCUUAAAUCGGCCUGGCACAAGCUCAUGAACCACUCGAAACAAUCGGGAUCGGAAGGCUCGGGUAGCGAGUCAGGCAAGAAGGACCGCAGCGACAGCAACAAAUCCGACGAUGAGAAGAACUCCCCGCUCCUCCCGAGCAACAAGAUGGUUCAAUCGCCCAUGAUUUCGUGUCCGCUCAAGCAGACCAACGAGAUCGAUUGGAUUCGACCCCUCAAGGACUACAUCCGUCAGAGCUACGGUGAAGACCCCGAUCGCUACAGUUCAGAAUGCGCGACCCUCAACCGCUUGCGCCAGGACAUGAGGGGCGCGGGGAAGGAUAGUGCGACAGGCCGCGACCUGUUGUAUCGGUAUUAUGGACAGCUGGAGCUCUUGGACCUGAGGUUUCCGGUCGAUGAGAACCAUAUCAAGAUCUCCUUCACUUGGUAUGAUGCCUUUACCCAGAAGCCCACUUCGCAAUACUCCUUGGCAUUCGAGAAAGCAUCGAUCAUCUUUAACAUCUCCGCCGUUCUGUCAUGCCACGCGGCAAACCAGAAUCGCGCUGAAGAUACCGGUCUCAAAACCGCGUAUCACUCUUUCCAGGCAUCCGCUGGCAUGUUCACAUAUAUCAAUGAGAAUUUCCUCCACGCGCCGUCGACCGACUUAAACCGGGAAACUGUCAAAGCUCUGAUCAACAUCACCCUCGCUCAAGGCCAAGAAGUAUUUCUGGAGAAGCAGAUCGCGGACAAUAAGAAGGCCGGUUUGCUCGCAAAACUUGCAAGCCAGUCCGCCUAUCUGUACUCUCAAGCCGCCGAGGGAAUGCAGGAGUUCGUAAAGGGAGUUUUUGACAAAGUGUGGACAAUCGUCGUGCAGGCCAAGGCGGCGCACAUGGCCUCUGUGGCAUCCUACUACCAAGCUUUGACGGACAGCGAAAGCGGAUCGCACGGUGUCGCCAUUGCCCGGCUGCAGCUGGCAGAGAAGAAUUCAACAGCAGCACUAGGAUGGGCCAAGUCCUUCCCCUCAUCGGUCUCUCCAAAUGCCAAUUUGAGCUCCGAAUCGGGCACGAAUCUCCUCGAUAUCAUCAAGUAUCAUCUUGCCAAUGUCCAGGCCAAGCUUACCGUAUUUAUGAAGGACAACGACUUUAUCUAUCACCAACCCAUUCCCAGUGAGGCGGGUUUGUCAGCUGUUGCGAAGCUGCCUGCAGCAAAGGCAAUUCCUGUCAGCGAGCUCUAUCAAGGCCAAGAUAUUCAACGUAUCAUCGGCCCAGAUAUCUUCCAGAAGCUGGUGCCCAUGUCUGUCACAGAAACGGCCAGUCUCUAUGAUGAAGAGAAAGCCAAGCUGAUCCGUGCGGAAACGGAGAAAGUUGAGACGGCAAAUGGGGAAAUGGCUGCCAGUCUUGAUUAUCUGAAACUUCCGGGCAGCCUGAAUAUCCUCAAAGGCGGGAUGGACCAGGAGGUGACUGUGGAUGAUGAAUUUCGACGAUGGUGCCAGGAGCUCGCGGGUCAUCAACCAUUUAUCAAGGCCUUUGAUGGGCUACAGGAUCGCAAGGUGGAGAUUCUCGCGCAGCUAGACCAGUGCUCCAAACAAUUGGACCUGGAGGAGAGUGUAUGCGAAAAGAUGCGCUCCAAAUACGGAGCGGACUGGAGCCAGCAGCCCAGCGCCAGGCUAAACACUACACUACGCGGCGAUAUUCGAACCUACCGAGACACCAUCAAUGAAGCGAGUGCCAGCGACUCUCAACUCUUGUCUACUCUGCGGCAAUAUGAGGCAGACUUCGAUGAGAUGCGAUCUGCAGGUGAAACAGACGAGGCUGAAGUACUCUUCCAGCGUGCCAUGAUCAAAGCUGGCUCCAAGCAGAGCAAGGGUAAAAAUGGGCUUGGUAGCCCUUACGCAUCAACGGCAGAAGGAAGUUUGAUUGAUGAUGUCUACGACGAAGGCAGCUCUUCCGUGUCAGAGCAAAUCGCAAGGGUCGAGGCUAUAUUGAAAAAAUUGAAUCUGGUCAAGAGAGAACGGGCUCAGGUCUUGAAAGACCUGAAGGAUAAGGUCCACAACGACGACAUCUCCAACGUUCUGAUACUCAACAAGAAAACCAUUGCAGGACAGGAAAGUCAGCUUUUCGAAGCGGAGCUGGAGAAAUUCCGUCCGCAUCAGAAUCGACUCCUCCAGGCCAACCAUAAGCAGGCCUCGCUGAUGAAGGAGCUUACGAAGAUAUACGGUGAUCUACUGCAGGACAAACGAGUGCGUGCCGAGCAAUCGAAGUACGAAACCAUCACCCGUCAACGCAACACGGUGAUGUCCCGAUACAAGAAGAUUUACGAUGCAUUCAAUGGUCUCUUGUCGGGAACGGCACAGGCCCAGACCUUUUACAAGGAGAUGACCGAAACCGUAGACAGUCUGAAGAAGAACGUCGAGACUUUUAUCAACAACCGACGAUCCGAAGGUGCCCAGCUACUGGGCCAAAUCGAGCGGGAGAAGGCAAGCAAUGCCACUGAGCAGGAAGACCGCGAACGCGAGAAGCUACGACAGCUAAUGGAGCGCCUGUCUACGGAACCCAAGACAUCGUCUACUCCUUCCUCCACAACAACCGCGCCAUCCAAGGUCAAGUCCCCUCCUCCUGCCAUUCAGACGCCCGCAUAUCCCAACCCCGCCAUAUCUUCACCGAAGAUGUCCCCACGGUAUCCUCCCAAUGUCGGCGGACAGCCGCACGGCAUCCCUAUCUCGCAUUCCCCUGCCCCCUACGGACAGUACAUGGGCCAGGCACCGGGCGUUUCCUACGUCCCAGGACAGACCUUCCAACAAGGCGCAGCAGCGCCUCUCUCAGAGGGCUACAACCCAAUGGCCUAUCCCAUCCCUCCGGCCGUCUCACCCCCGCCUAACUUCUACACGUCCACCCCUACUCCAUUCAGCUACGCCGGGCCCACCCCGCCAGCAGCUCCAUCUUCCUUCAUGCCCCAGGGCUAUGUUCCACCUCCUCCGCCGCCCCGUCCCCAGCAGACCACUUACCCCUCCACGACGGGGCCAUACCCAUCCGGUCCUGGCGGCUACGCACAAAGUAGACCCUACGGCACAUCCCAGCACCACAAAGCUCCCUCGCAGUCUCAACCCCAAUCGACAUCCGCGUCCGGCAAUGACCCCUGGGCUGGCCUGAAUGCAUGGAAAUGA
Aspergillus welwitschiae is the source of this 4650-nucleotide messenger RNA. RefSeq names its product BRO1-domain-containing protein. Gene Ontology annotation, biological process: response to heat; protein transport to vacuole involved in ubiquitin-dependent protein catabolic process via the multivesicular body sorting pathway; protein folding. The record is from RefSeq and is a predicted model, not a curated record. The transcript has 6 exons. Gene Ontology annotation, molecular function: ATP binding; heat shock protein binding. Gene Ontology annotation, cellular component: endosome. NCBI's taxonomy places the organism in Eukaryota, Fungi, Ascomycota, Eurotiomycetes, Eurotiales, Aspergillaceae. Bases 1 to 4650 code for a protein of 1549 amino acids.